GAUUUCCCCCAAGCCUCACUCAAGGCUCAAGGAAUCUCAACUCUCUCUCUCUCUCUCUCACACACAAAACACACACACUUAACAAACCACAAAACCCUCAAUGGCUGCAAUAGCAAUGAAGCUUUGGCCAUUCCUAUACUUGUUUCUAUUCAACUUAUUUCUUUAUGGCACCCAUGGAACUCAUGGUUUCGAGGACUCCUUUGGUGGAUGGCAAACUGCCCACGCCACAUUUUAUGGGGGCAGUGAUGCUACUGGCACAAUGGGGGGAGCAUGUGGAUAUGGUAACUUGUACAGCCAAGGAUAUGGGACUCGCACUGCAGCUCUUAGCACUCCUCUAUUCAACAAUGGCUUGAGCUGUGGAGCGUGUUACCAAUUAAGAUGCAGAGAUGACCCCCAGUGGUGCCUCCCUGGCAUUAUCACUGUGACAGCCACCAACUUUUGCCCUCCUAAUAAUGCUCUCUCUAAUGACAAUGGUGGCUGGUGCAACCCCCCUCUUGAACAUUUUGAUUUGGCAGAGCCUGCCUUCUUGCACAUUGCUCAAUAUCGAGCUGGAAUUGUACCCGUACUCUUUAGAAGGGUUCCAUGUGAGAAGAAAGGAGGAAUAAGGUUCACCAUCAAUGGCCAUUCUUACUUCAACUUGGUUUUGGUAACAAAUGUUGGGGGUGCAGGAGAUGUCCGGGAAGUGGCAAUAAAAGGAUCAAGGACAGGAUGGCAAACCAUGUCAAGAAAUUGGGGCCAAAAUUGGCAGAGCAACUCAUACCUCAAUGGCCAGAGCCUGUCUUUUAAGGUCACCACCAGUGAUGGCAGGACUAUCACCAGCUACGAUGCUGUGCCUGCAGGUUGGCAAUUUGGGCAGACCUUUGAAGGAGGUCAAUUCUAGAUUAAAUUGUAUGUUUAUAAGAAUAUUCCUUUCAAGGAGUGAACAUAGGGAGAGAAAACUUGGCCUGUUAAUGUUGAUUGUUGAGGUGAAAAGUAACACCUGCAAGGCUUUUAUUUUUAUCAAAUACUAUAUAUUUAUAUAUAUAAUAUUUUUUUGGAUGAAUAAAGAUAUAUAUAAAUAUAUAUUAACACAUGUAUGUAUGUAAUGCUCUAUAGUUAUUUUCAUUAAUACGAAGAAUUAUUAGAUU
Quercus lobata is the source of this 1127-nucleotide messenger RNA. Its product is annotated as expansin-A10-like. Gene Ontology annotation, biological process: plant-type cell wall organization. Bases 101 to 880 code for a protein of 259 amino acids. The transcript is spliced from 3 exons. The record is from RefSeq and is a predicted model, not a curated record. NCBI's taxonomy places the organism in Eukaryota, Viridiplantae, Streptophyta, Magnoliopsida, Fagales, Fagaceae. Gene Ontology annotation, cellular component: extracellular region.